Lottia gigantea (owl limpet) is the source of this 1803-nucleotide messenger RNA. RefSeq lists its product as hypothetical. The coding region runs from base 1 to 1803 and encodes 600 amino acids. The transcript has 15 exons. Gene Ontology annotation, cellular component: peroxisomal membrane; cytosol. NCBI's taxonomy places the organism in Eukaryota, Metazoa, Mollusca, Gastropoda, Lottiidae. The record is from RefSeq and is a predicted model, not a curated record. Gene Ontology annotation, biological process: protein import into peroxisome matrix, docking. Gene Ontology annotation, molecular function: protein binding.
AUGGCUGGCAGACAUCUUGUAGAAGGAGACUGUGGUGGUUCCAAUUCUCUUAUGAAAUUUGGUUCUCAUUUUACACAAGACAGAGCAUUUAAACAGGAUGGCUUUCGCCCUGUUCAACCUAAAACUCUACCAACUUCAUCUGAUCUGGUCAGUGAGUUUCUUUCAAAUCACCAAACCACCAUGGAACCACAAACAUUUCAUAUGGGAAGUUUAUUACAAGAAAUGAGAGAAAUUGAAGAAACAGAAUUAUCUUAUACUCCCCAAAGAGCUCCAGCAAUAGCAGAAAUGGCAGCUGGUGACUGGGCUGAAGAAUACCUUGCUCUUGAUAAACCUAUAGAUAGUAACCCUGAGGUGAUGUUAGAUAGACAGCCAUAUUUACCAACACCAGUGAAAUGGGCAGAGGAAUAUUUAGAACAUACAGAAAAUAGACCAUGGAUAGAGGAACAUAAUCAGAAUAUAUUAGACGAUACCAAAUGGAUUGAUGAAUAUCAUACACAAGCUACCAGAGAUGGUGAUCUUGACAAAACUGCAUCUGAUCUUCUUAGUAAUUUAGAUGAUCCAAAAUUUGCUAAUUCCCAGUUUGCAAAGUUUGUAAAGAAAAUAGAGAAUGGUGAUAUAAUAAUAGAAGAUAAUAAAGUUAUAGAAGUAGAUGAAUCUCAACAAUGGGUUGACCAAUUUACUAGGCAGCAGGAUGGUAAAUCUCUAGUUGAUAAAUGGGAAGAAGAGUUUUCAGAUUUCUCGUCUAAUCAGGGUGCUGAAACAACAGAUAAAGAUUUCUGGGAUCAGUUACAACAACAUUGGCUACAGGCAGACCAAGAUAAUUUAGGUCAUCCAUGGCUGUCAGAUUAUGAACAGACAGAACCCUAUCAAAAUUAUACAUUUGAAACAGAAAACCCUUUACUAGAACACCCUAAUCCAUUUGAAGCUGGUAUGGAAAAGCUACAAGAAGGUGAUAUACCUAAUGCUGUAUUGUUAUUUGAAGCUGCUGUACAGAAAGAUGAAAAUCAUGCCAUGGCAUGGCAAUAUUUAGGCACGACUCAGGCUGAAAAUGAACAGGAACCAGCAGCCAUUGCUGCUCUUAAAAAAUGUGUGGCAUUAGAACCUAGUAAUUUAACUGCACUCAUGGCCCUGGCUGUAAGUUAUACCAAUGAAUCAUUAGGAAGUUAUGCUAGUCAUUUUCUUAAAACAUGGUUACAGAAAAAUCCUAAGUAUACUCAUUUAGUCAAAGAAAAUUUAACAGAUACACCAAUUACUUCAUCAUUUAUGAAUAGUAAAGAAUAUGAUGAUGUUAAAGAAUUAUAUCUACAGGCAGCAAGAUUAUCAUCACAAGGUGAAAUAGAUGCUGAUGUUCAGAGUGGUUUAGGUGUAUUAUUUAAUCUAAGUGGUGAAUAUGAUAAAGCAGUAGAUUGUUUUUCAGCUGCUCUUCAAGUUCGUCCAAAGGAUGCUUUAUUAUGGAAUAAAUUAGGAGCUACAUUAGCUAAUGGUAAUAGAAGUGAAGAUGCUGUAGAUGCUUAUCAUAAUGCCUUACAGUUAUCACCUGGUUUUAUUAGAUCUAGAUAUAAUCUAGGCAUAGCUUGUAUUAAUCUGGGUGCUCAUAGGGAAGCAGUCGAACAUUUUCUCUCAGCGUUAAAUAUGCAACAACAGAGUCGAGGACCGACAGGGGCUCAAGCUGUCAUGUCUAACAACAUCUGGAGUACUUUACGUAUGACUUUAUCCUUAUUGGGUAGACCAGAUCUAUAUGAUGUUUGUGAUAAGAAUGAUUUAUUUAGACUGAAUACAGAGUUCGGGACUGGGUCAACGUGA